AGUGAAUGUAUGGCUGUAUUGACAACAAUAACAGUCAGUGUCUCUCAUAUUCAGCUGUUUUUGUCAAACACUUCAUCAAACCGUUUGCCACCAAAUAGUCACUGAUUUGGCGUAUAUUUUGAGCGUUUAAUUCAUUUAUUUACAAUUUAUAUCAUAUAUUAUAUGCCAAUUGCACGAAAUUAUGUAUGCAUUAUAAGAUAGCCGUCAUAUGUAGUGAAUAUAGUGUAGAUAUAGACAUCAAUUGUGGUUUAAAUCAAUCGUUUGGUUGCCAUUCAUUUGAGGCAUUCAUUGGUCACUAAUAAUGGGUUACGACACCUCCCGAUUCGACGGUCCCGUCGAUGAAGAGCUCAUAUGUCCGAUCUGUUCCGGAGUUCUCGAGGAAGCACUUCAACCCGUCCCAUGCGAUGCCGGCUGUGGACUCGUUGUGCCCAAAGACGAGCUCAAG
Messenger RNA from Oppiella nova, 445 nucleotides. The record is from the annotation of a GenBank genome assembly. Lineage: Eukaryota; Metazoa; Arthropoda; Arachnida; Sarcoptiformes; Oppiidae.